CCUCCCUCCCGGCUCCUGAACUCCAGCCCCUCUCUCUCUAUCAGCCGCUCACUCUGUCUCAAUAUGUCUCAAGAUGGCGGCCAAUGUGGGAUCGAUGUUUCAAUAUUGGAAGCGCUUUGAUUUACAGCAGCUGCAGAGGGAGCUCGAUAACACAGCAACAAUUUUGGCGAACCGGCAAGAUGAAAGUGAGCAGUCUAGGAAAAAACUUAUUGAGCAAAGUCGUGAGUUCAAGAAAAACACUCCAGAGGACCUGCGCAAACAGGUAGCUCCAUUACUGAAGAGUUUCCAGGGAGAGAUUGACGCAUUGGGUAAAAGAAGUAAAGAAGCAGAGGCAGCCUUCUUGAAUGUUUAUAAGAGAUUAAUUGAUGUUCCAGAUCCAGUUCCAGCCUUGGAUUUAGGACAGCAGCUUCAGCUGAAGGUUCAGCGUAUGCACGAUAUUGAAACAGAGAACCAGAAACUUAGGGAAACUCUAGAGGAAUACAACAAAGAAUUCGCUGAGGUGAAAAAUCAGGAGGUUACAAUAAAAGCACUUAAAGAGAAAAUCCGAGAAUAUGAACAGACCCUGAAGAACCAAGCAGAGAAUAUAGCCCUUGAGAAAGAACAGAAGUUACAAAAUGAUUUUGCAGAGAAGGAGAGGAAACUGCAGGAGACACAGAUGUCGACAGCCUCGAAGCUGGAAGAAGCUGAACACAAAGUUCAAGCUUUGCAAACAGCCUUGGAAAAAACCAGAACAGAACUAUUUGAUCUGAAAACAAAAUACGAUGAAGAAACUACUGCAAAGGCUGAUGAAAUUGAGAUGAUCAUGACGGACCUUGAAAGAGCAAAUCAGAGGGCAGAGGUGGCUCAGAGAGAGGCAGAGACCUUAAGGGAGCAGCUCUCCUCAGCUAACAAAUCUCUCCAACUUGCAACGCAGAUCCAGAAGGCACCUGAUGUGGAGCAGGCCAUUGAGGUGCUAACACGGUCCAGCCUGGAGGUGGAACUGGCUGCAAAGGAGCGGGAAAUUGCCCAGCUUGUGGAUGAUGUCCAGAGACUCCAGGGCAGCCUCACCAAGCUGCGGGAGAACUCCAGCAGCCAAAUCUCCCAGCUGGAGCAGCAGCUGACAGCCAAGAACAGCACGCUCAAACAACUGGAAGAAAAACUGAAAGGACAGGCUGAUUAUGAAGAGGUUAAGAAAGAAUUAAAUAUCUUGAAAUCCAUGGAGUUUGCAGCAUCUGAGAGCUCUGGGUCGCAGGAUGCAUCCAAACCGCUGGAGGUGCUGCUGCUGGAGAAGAACCGCUCCUUGCAGUCAGAGAACGCGACGCUGCGUAUCACAAAUAGUGACCUGAGUGGGUCAGCCAGGAGAAAAGGGAAAGACCAGCCUGAGAGUCAGCGUCCUGCAACCUUGCCGGCCUCCCCUCCUUCUCAGUUGCUCCGCAACGUGGGGGAGCAGGCUUCCAAUACUAAUGGUACACACCAGUUCUCACCAACGGGUUUAAGUCAAGACUUUUUCAGCUCAUCCCUGGCGAGCCCCAGCUUACCCCUGGCCUCCACAGGAAAAUUUGCACUAAACUCUCUCCUCCAGCGACAGCUAAUGCAGUCCUUCUACUCCAAGGCAAUGCAGGAAGCAGGAAGCACAAGCAUGAUUUUUUCAACAGGUCCUUACAGCACAAACUCCAUAUCUUCCCAAAGUCCAUUACAACAAAGUCCGGAUGUAAAUGGCAUGGCCCCAUCUCCCAGCCAGUCAGAAAGUGCUGGGAGCAUCUCCGAAGGCGAGGAGAUAGACACGGCCGAAAUUGCACGUCAGGUGAAAGAGCAGUUGAUCAAGCACAAUAUUGGACAGCGGAUAUUUGGACAUUAUGUGUUGGGACUGUCGCAAGGGUCUGUGAGCGAGAUACUAGCCCGGCCAAAGCCAUGGAAUAAACUGACUGUGAGAGGCAAGGAGCCAUUUCAUAAGAUGAAGCAGUUCCUCUCGGACGAGCAGAACAUCUUGGCUCUUCGCAGCAUCCAGGGUAGACAAAGAGAGAAUCCAGGCCAGAACCUGAACAGACUAUUUCAGGAAGUACCGAAACGAAGAAAUGGGUCUGAAGGUAAUAUAACCACAAGAAUCCGAACCACAGAGACUGGCUCUGAUGAAGCCAUCAAAUCCAUUCUUGAACAAGCCAAAAGGGAGCUGCAAGUACAGAAAACAGCUGAGCCGGCUCAGCCGCCUUCUGCAUCUAGCAGUGGCAAUUCUGAUGAUGCUAUUCGAUCCAUUCUGCAACAAGCCCGACGGGAAAUGGAGGCACAGCAGGCUGCCCUUGAACCUGCCUUAAAAACACCACCUUUAUCUCAAGCUGACAUUUCUAUCCUGUCCCCCAAACUAGUACCUACACCUGCAAUGUCUUCGGUUUCCAGCUAUUCUCCUUUGGCCAUAUCCCUGAAGAAACAUUCAUCUGUCACUGAUUCCAGUAUCUCUGCAUUGCAGAACCUCUCUGGGCUCAAAAAGGAGCCUCAGGAGGCACCUGUUCUAGAGCUUCAUGGAAUAAGUGAUUCUGCCCAGGGUAUGUUGAGGCAUGUUAAAAAUGAGUUGGGACGUGGUGGUGUUUGGAAGGACCAUUGGUGGAAUACUGUGCAGCAUGAGAGAAGAAACACAGCUCUUCCUGAAGAUAUAAAAGUUGAGGAAGCCAGUGGUGGAAAAGAAAAGGUCAGCAAUCAGACUAGGCCAGAUCGUAGCCAGCUCCAAGGACCAUCCUCUUCAGAGUAUUGGAAAGAGUGGCCAAACGCUGAAUCUCCGUACUCCCAGAGUUCUGAAUUGAGCGUGACUGGGGCGAGUCGCAGUGAGACACCACAAAAUAGCCCCCUCCCUUCAUCCCCUAUCGUGUCUUUGUCAAAGCCAUCCAAACCUUCAGUUCCUCCACUGACACCCGAGCAGUAUGAGAUUUAUAUGUACCAGGAAGUGGAUACGAUAGAGCUAACGCGGCAGGUCAAGGAAAAGCUAGCAAAGAAUGGCAUCUGCCAAAGGAUCUUUGGGGAAAAGGUAUUGGGGCUGUCCCAAGGAAGUGUCAGUGACAUGCUCUCCAGGCCAAAGCCAUGGAGUAAAUUGACCCAAAAAGGCCGAGAACCAUUUAUUCGUAUGCAGCUCUGGUUGAAUGGUGAGCUGGGACAGUGUGUCCUGCCUGCACAAGGGCAGCAACAAGGACAAGUCCUUCACUCUGUGACAUCAUUACAGGAUUCUCUACAGCAGGGAUGUGCAAGCUCAGAAAGCACUCCAAAGACUUCUGCCAGUUGCAGUCCUGCUCCUGAAUCUCCUAUGAGUUCCAGUGAAUCAGUGAAAAGCCUGACUGAAUUGGUACAGCAGCCCUGUCCUGCUAUAGAGACAAGUAAGGAUGGCAAAUCCCAAGAAUCUAGUGAGCCACCUGCUUCAGAAUCCCAAUCUACAACACCUCUGCCACUGUCGGGCCACUCGGCACUCAGCAUUCAAGAGCUGGUUGCCAUGUCCCCUGAGCUGGACACCUAUGGCAUUACCAAAAGGGUCAAAGAAGUGCUAACAGACAACAACCUUGUGUGGCUGACAAGCCUAAAAAGCAGCAGAAGAGCCAGGAAAUGUGCCCCAAACUCUGCAUUAGGUCAGCGUUUGUUUGGGGAGACAAUCCUAGGGCUAACACAAGGCUCUGUCUCAGACCUUCUGGCUCGCCCGAAGCCCUGGCACAAGCUGAGUUUGAAGGGCAGGGAACCCUUUGUCCGCAUGCAGCUGUGGCUGAACGAUCCCAACAACGUGGAGAAGCUGAUGGAUAUGAAACGGAUGGAGAAAAAAGCCUACAUGAAACGGCGGCACAGCUCGGUGAGCGACAGCCAGUCUUGUGAGUCCUCAUCCACUGGAAUUGACUACAGCCAGGGAGCCAGUCCCCAGCCACAGCACCAGCUGAAGAAGCCCCGGGUGGUGCUGGCACCAGAAGAGAAGGAAGCUCUGAAACGAGCCUACCAGCAAAAGCCAUACCCAUCACCAAAAACCAUUGAGGAACUCGCUACGCAGCUCAACUUGAAAACCAGCACCGUGAUCAAUUGGUUCCACAAUUACAGGUCUCGCAUCCGCCGGGAGCUGUUCAUCGAGGAGAUCCAAGCUGGGAGCCAGAGCCAGGCUGGGUCGAGCGACUCUCCUUCUGCCAGAAGCAGCAGGGCGGCUCACAGCUCCGAGGGAGACAGCUGCGACGGCGUGGACGCGGAGGGCCCAGCUGAAGGAAAGGCCAGCGGCCCGGAGGCGGAUGAGUUCAGCAAUGCAACCACAAAGUCUCAGGGAGGGUCAGCGGAGUCGGCUUCGGAAGCGGGGGAAGAGGCACCGCGGGGAGCCAGGUCUGCGGAGAAAGCGGAGCCGUUCCAGGCGGAGAACCUGGAAGACACCGACGACGAGGGCAGGCUGAGAGCACCGCGCCAGAGCUCUCCCCCGGCGUCGCAGCGCCCGGGAGAAGCUCUGGAGACACUGCCAAACUCUGCCACGGAAGGGGAUGCCUCUACCUCAGCUGCCUCCACCUCAGUCCUUACAGGGGAGAGCUCCUACAAGUCAAAAGAAAGUUCAGAGAAAAUCUCCAGUGUGCCAAGUACAAGCUCGACGCCGGCCGCAGGCUCGCAGAAAGCCAACUCUCUCCAGAGCUUGUUUGGCUUCUCCGAGGCGGCCAGCUCCAGGAACACGCGAGACAGCUCCUUGAGGAAAAAGAAAGCGGCCAACUUGAACAACAUCAUCCACCGUUUGGAGAAGGCCGCGAGUCGGGAAGAGGCCGUCGAGUGGGAGUUUUGAGAUUAAAACUCAGCCCAACUCUGGAGAGCUGGGAAGCGAAACUGGACCUCUACUGGUUUUAAUUGUGUUGCGCACUUAACCGCCCUGCGGGCCACAGGGCAAAAACGCCAUAGGCCAAGGUGCAUAUAGAAAACAAAAAGGAGCGUUAAGCCCAAUUUUAUGUUUGUGUUUUCGAGGAAGAAAACUGAAAUGUGUAGUCAAGCUUUUUUGUACCCUGAAGUGUUUUUAUUAUUGCCCUAAAAGUGAUUUCCACAAUUUCUGGAAUAACUCGUACAGCUUUGCCUUGUGCCCUCCUCUUUGGUGUGGGCUUUAAAAAAAGAAAAAGGAAAAAAAAAAAAAAAAGGAAAAAAAAAAUAAAAACAGUAAAAAAAAAAAAAAAGAAGAAAGAGAGAGAGAAAAAAAAAAAUCAAACCCACAUAUGAAAAGGGGGCUUUUUAUCUGCCAUCUAAUGGCUACAGAGCGAUAAUACACUAUUAUCUUCUUAAACCAGGAAAAAAAAAAAAGGGGAGAUUUUUCAAAAAAAAAAAGAAAAAAAAAAAAGAAAGUUUUUUGUAGCUGUUCAGUUGCCACUAAGAGAUUGCACAGUCAACCGACUCUAAACACACUAGUUUGGAUUCCUACAUAUUUUCAAGAAAAGAAAAGAAUCUUGUUGUUUGAAACUUUGAAUUAAAAAGAAAAAAAAAAAAACACAUUUACUCCACAUAUUUUUUAACGAAACAAAAAAAAAAAAAGUCACAUCAGGAAAAUAUCUUAAUUUGUGGUAGCUGACUUAGUGUUUUCUUGUAAGUGAAAUAGAAUAUUGACACGUAGUGCACAUUGUUUCAUAGCUUUAACUGAUUCUGGUCUUUUGCAGACCAGAAUUUGUUUAAUACACUCCAUUUUAGGCCAAAUCAGGACAAAAAAAAUUAAAUCUGAAUCUAGGUAUUUUAUAAUCUGCUUUUUAACCUCUAACCACAGAGCACGCUGAUCAGACCUCAUAUCUAGGGGGUUUAGGAGACAACUUAGAAACAGCAUGUACUUGAUCAUUUCACUUGGUUCCUAGUGUAGAGAAUUUCCUUUUCAGUAAAGUCAGAUCACUCAACAAACGUUGGCCAGUAACAUUUCAGCCUGCAACUUCGGGGACAUGUUCCAUAACCUGAAGUGUUCAGCUUCCCUGGGAUCGAUGGAAGUGUAGUUCACCUGUCCGAUCGCUGUCACACACCACUAAGAGGGGACUGGAGCUGCCUCAGAUAGAGACCUUUUCCUGCUGUUGGUGGCCAUUUACUGACUCUCUUCCCACCACAAGCACUGAUUUUAAAUACGUUUUAGUUGUGGGAAGCUUAUUUUUUGUGUGGAUAAAGAGUACAUGGCAAUGACCAGACGGGCUCUUACCAGGAGGGGAAAUAACCCAAACUCCAAACCAAAACAUUCAUGCUCUCGAGUCCCAGCCUAGACCAUUCUGCCCUGCAGAAAUACAGCCUUUUGCCAUUAUUUUAUGCACAGGUUAGGGCUGAUCAAAGUACAAAUCCAAUUCUAACUUGUCUCUAACUCCUCCUGUUGUCUAUAUGUAUAUGCGUGAGCAUAGAGGUGUGUGGAAGGAUGUGUGUGGGUGAGUGUGUGCGUGCAAUUUUAUACGUCUGUGUAUUUUCUUACGUACUUGUGCACACAUAGAGUGCAUUACUGCCACCUUUUUUCAAUAAGCUGUUUUAUCAGUUAUGGCUUCUACAAGUUUGCUAAUUUAGACUCCUUUAUUGCCAUAUCUUUAAAAACUAACAAUAGAUGAUUUCGGAAUAUAUAUAUAUAUAUAAAUAUAUAUAUAUAUAAUUUUUUUUUUUUUUUGCUUAUUUAUAGGUGCUGUAUUUUAUUAUCUGAUUGUUAGGAAGGGAUGAAAGGGGGCAAAUAUUCUUUAGAGGGAUAGACUGCCGGCAGUAUUGGGUAUAAUUUACAAGAUGUAGUUGUCAUACUGUAUAUUAUUGAUUGAAGACUUUUUGACCGUAUUGUGUAUCAUUGAACUUUUGUCUUAGGUCAGCAUCUUUUUGAUGACACUUUAAUGGUGCAUUCAUUACUUCUUAAGUUUAAUUAAUAUUACUUUUCUGAUUUUGGGGGAGGGAGGGAUGGGGAGAGGAGUUCCGACUUUAAAGGUAUGUUCCCAAUAUUACACCUCAGUGUGCUUGUAUUAAUUCAUUAGUAGGAUUUUUGACUGUAAGAUGUGAAACCACAUUUCUUGCAUGAUGUUUUAGAACUUAUGUAUUUCAUUUACAGUCUCUUAACAUGCAACAGCAGCACUUAGCGCAAGUUUUCACAAAUUAAGAGUCAGUACACUAAAAUCAAUCCUGUUCAUGAUUAAGAAAAGAAGGCUCUAGGAGGCUGAAAGGCAGGGAUAUAUUUCCUAUUUUUACUGCUAGCUGUUUCAGGAUACCUCCUUGGGUAAUUGGGGACUUGUGAUGCAAAACUAAAAUUGAGAAACAGAGAGAGCAACUGCCCCUUUCUGUGGUGAGCUGAGGAGACAUUUGUACCAACAGACACCAGUAGGUGCUGGAAGCGGUUUUGGCUUCUUCUCUGGAGGGCAGAUAGUCCCUGGGAUCAGCCAGUGAGGGUGAUGAAGUGGUGAAGCAAAGUGUUUCCUCUCUGGAUCUGCACAGUGUCCUGGUUUGACUUGCCAAGCGCAGCUCCGUCGAUAAACGCACGUCCUGGUAGAAAUACACAUACCUUAAUACAAGUCAUAACAAGAUGUGUCUUCAGCCAAGAAGCAAAACUUCUGACUAGAAGACACAGAUAUUUUAUUAUGUUCUUUUUUUUUUUUUUCUUUGUUGUUGUUUGGUUCAGGUUGGGUUGUUGGCUUUUUUUUUAAUGAAUUCUAGGCAAGACACUUGCCAAUCUGUUUCUGCUGUCCUUGUCUGCUGAUGUGAGAUCCAGGUGCUUGAUGCAGUCAAGUGGUUACUCUUCACUUUCUCCAUAGUGAGGUUUUUUUCUGUUUGAUGAUUUAUUUUUUAAAUUAAUCUUCCCCAAACUGUUCUUGUGCCUGUGUCUAUAUGAUUGCAUUCCAUGAUGCUUACUGAGAGCUCUUGCUGCAUUGUAUGACAGCAGAACUGUAUUCACAGGUUGAACACAAAUGCAGCACUUAAGGUCAAUCUCUCUUCUUAAUAAGCAAUACGUAAGUGCCUUGAAACUGAUAUCUUUUUUGUUGGUUUGUUUGGUUUGGUUUUGCUCAUCAGGUUUCCACCAGUUCUUUAGGAUUCUCUAGCAUCUGCCCAGUUUUGAAUGCUGUAAUGAUUUUUUUAAAAGCAUAUCUGUAGCUUGCCCUAGAGGAACUCUUUCUUUUAUAACACUAACUGUUAAUUCUAAGCUCCAUUAUUACAUCUGAAUCAUGUAAUUCUGCUGGAUAAAGACAGCAUUUAUAAGUCAGAAGUCGCCUCCAUCCUGCCAAGAGUUGUCAUUGGUAUCUGUUAUAAUCAAAUAAAAUGCUGUCGGUAUUUCCUAUAUUUUUGGCACUUUAUUAAUGGCUUAGCUCCUGUUGUUUCAUAUUUAAUGAUCUGUGUUGAAUGUGGUUUAGCCUGCUGAGAUGCUGUUGGGGUGACCCGGGCUGUCCUGCCAGGAGUCACUUUGGGUUCCUUAGUGACCACCUUGUUUAAGGGCACAGGCAGAUGAACAACCUCAGAUCAAGCUCGUAGAGUUGAAGUGAUGUUUCCAGCUCUUUGGUCCUGAUUGUUAGCCAAGGUCACAGCUGCUUUUCUGUUUCACUGGAAAGUAAAAUGGAUUAGCUUGAACUACUGCUGAGAGUCUCUUCUUGGAGAUGAGUUACCUACUGGCUUUCCAAACUGGCAGAGACCUCCCUGGUUUAGAGGCUGAACUUGAGCAAUGCCGAAAGAUUUUAGCUAUAUUUCUGAUCAAGGGCAGCAUUUGCAAGUGAUGCUUUUGGUAAAACGUGCGUUGAAGUCACUUCUUUUUUACUAACUUAAUUAAAAGAAAAGGAGAAAAAGUUGGAAAAGAAAUGCCAAAGAGUAGCACAGUGGCUUUUACCCUCUUGGGUCACUGAUUUCUUGGGGAGGGAAGAGGCAUGAUUUAGGCAUGUGUGAGGUGGGGCUUGUCUCAAGGGGCAGUCACUGGUAGCAUUUCUUUUCCUGAUGGAUAAAAGCACAGGUUGUUUUCAGAAAAUCCAUAGUGCCAGAAUCUUUUUAUUUUCCUGAGGUUCUUCAAAAGCUUUUUGCUUUUUCUCUCUCUGUUUCCAGUUCCAGACUCCUAUUAAAGCUGUGGAUGAAGGGCCCGGGCUAUCUUAACAGAAAUACCUUUACACUGCAGUUAAAAUUGUCAGGUUUUCUCUCUGGAUGGGGAGGGAAGGAAAAAAGUGUCACACUUUGUUUGCUAAAAGCAAGAGAAGAGUAUCCCUUGGCAGAGGGGUCGUGAAAUAUGAUUGUUGACACACUUCCAUUUUUGAGGAUACAGAUUUCAGACAGCAGAAUUGCAUUAUUGGCAGAAAUGCAUUUGAUUGCAAUUGCUGUUGAUGCCAUAAAACUUGACCCUUUUAUUUAUCUGUCUGUAAAAUGCCUAUAAAAUUAGAGCCACUCUUUAAAGGAGCCUGUAUCCGUGCACUCUGCCCAUAUCAUGAAUUAGUGAGUCCUUUAGUAAUCAACUCCUGCUGUAAUAGGAAAGAUCCAUCUUACAGUUAAAAAGAAAAAGAAAAAUGUGCCUUUCUCAUUAGAUGAAAGAUCUUUGUGUUAUUUUUAGGUAACUUUUUCAUAUGGGAAUGGUGUAGAGAAGGGGGUUCAUGAACACAACAGAAUUCUAUGCAGUGUUCUCUAAUCCAAUUACUUUAAAGUUGCUGUUUUUCAAUCCUUUCAUGGGAGAAAUAGGAAGUUAGAGAAAUGGAUCAUUCUGGCUGUAAAUCAAACUACAAAGCUGGGAAAUUCACAUAAAAUAGGAUUGAGGGAAAUCUGACAAAAUAAUGUAAUAAAUAAUGGGAAAUGCUGAACAGUGAUUGCAGUCCCCACUAGUGCAGCUGUGGUCUGAAGUCUGUCAUUUUCCAUCUUAAAAUUAUUAAUUUCAAGUAUUCCUAAAGCUCAUCUGAAAUAAAAAUGCUCCUGGCAAAAAAGAAAAAAAAAGCAGGGCAGGUUGGAAGCAUAGAAACAAACAAAAAAAAACAACCCAAAACAUUUUGAUCAUGUAUAAAUUACAAGAAUACACAAAAAAGUACUUGGUUUUGGACACUUCUUUGCACUUAAAUCCAAAAGAGUUUGUUUAAACUGAAAUGUUGCAGUAACCUGGGCAGUGCCUUUAGCAAGGUUGCAAGGAGAUCAGUAAUCUUGGCAAUUUGAAAGUAAAAUGGUGACAUGCAGGUGGAGGGCACUAAUUUUGCUUCAUUUGUGUCUCUUUCUAACAAGUGAGUUUCUUAAACAGCCUCUUCUUUCUUCUUCACCCAGUGCACAUGUCCCUGGAUAUUUUCUGUCUUAGAGCCCCUCUCUGGGGCUGAGCUGGGAGUGUUUCUUGAAGACUUCUCAGAAACAUUGCAGGAGAGGAGGAAAAGCUGGUUCUUGGGUGGGGGCCAGAUUUCCUGUUCACUAAAACCAAAUCAAGUCUCUCCCAUCAGUGAGUAGCAAUUUUGGCUCUGAUGAAACAAGCUGCUUAUAGUCUCAAAUUCCUAAAUUUAACUCACCCAGACAAAAGAGCUGCAAAGCAGUUGUCAGUUCACUCCUGUCUUGGCCUCCUGCUUUCCCCUUGCACUUUGUGUUGCUCCACUGUUUGAACAUCAACGUUUUCUUCCUUUGUGUUGCAUAUACAAUCAACUUUUUUUUUUUUUUUAAAUAGAGAACUUAAAAAUUCUGUACAAACAAAACACUAUUAUUAUAUUUUUUCCCCAGCGGUUUAAAAUCUUGCCCAGAUGGCUUUAAAUUGCAAGGAGAAUCACUGGCAUGGAAAGCAUGAGAUCUGGAUUUCUUUUCUGGCUCAACCUUCUUAGCUUGAAAAGUGACUUGGUUGUCCCUGUGUCCUUCACAUAUGUAUUUGAGCUCUUAAAAUGUAGAAAUAUUAUUUCACCAAUUUGUUCUUUCCUCCCCAUCUCUUUUAUGGGAUAUAUUGACCAUGCAAUGUAUAAAAUGUAGUUAAUAAUGAAGUUUAUAGCAAGAAAAGCCCUUUGUGCUAUGCCUAGGGAUUAUUUAUCCUACAUGACCAGGUCAUGUACUAUACCCUACCCUAUUAAUAUGCAAGGAUGAAAAGGUUUUAUGCUCUGAGGUGAAAUCUAUCCUUUUGGAGAAGGUUAGUGUUAGGCCUGUGCACUUAAGUUUUCAAAAAGCCUUAAAAAUAGGUAUGUGGUGCCAUCUCUCUCCUCAGGGAUGAUUUCCCCCCCAGCCAAGUGAUACAGUGGCAUAUUUAAUACAAAUUAGUAGUUGUAAGGUCAUUUUCCAGCUGAACAAAGUAAUCCAUUGAACUUUUUCCUCCUCACCAAUGUCCUCUGGUACAGCCAAGGACUGGUGGAGGUGUCAGACCUGCUUUUCCCAAAACCUGGACACUCUGUCUCAAACCCAAAGUCUGUGUUUCUGCAGCUGUUUUGUGAGUGGGAAAAAAAAAAUAAUUAUCUGAUUCCUGGGCUUUAUUUUUAUUGCUGUUCACAAACCUCUUCUGGCACUAAAGUGCAUGAAAAGGAAAUGCCUCCUUUUAAAAAAUUAAUAAGAUGAUUAUGUUUUCCUUGCCCAACUGUUCUACAAAGGACAAUUGCUGCCAUUUGUCAAGCUCGCUUUCCACUGUUAUCAGUAGAUUUUUGCCACAGUUCUGUAGAUUUCUUCUUAUUAAAACUGUUGGUUUCAUGGUAUCAUUUCAGUUUCUUUAUAUUUUGGAACAACCAAGUGCAGAGAAUGACUGAAAUCCUAACCAUAACAAAACAGUGCAGGAGACAGCACAAGUAGGUGCCUGAAGUCCCCAUGACGUCGUGUCUUUGACUUUUUGUUUAAAUUUUAGAGGUGUUUGUUCUGCAUGGUACAGUCUUCAUCCAAAGAUCCUUGGAGUGGAGAGUCAUGCCAGGAAUUUCCUGCUGUGGUGGUGCCAAACCUGCUUUUUGCAUAGUUACUGUGUAAUUCUGGGGUAAUGUUCAUAACAGCACGACCUCUGUGUUGGUAGCAAGAAUAACGGCGUUGAGUGGCGUUAUCCUCUUCUGUCCUCGGGGGUAAUUAGGAGUUGUUAAUUGUGUCUGUGUACACGAUUCCAGUAGGGAAGAGCCCCUCUGUAUAUGUGCUUGGUCUUAAUGGAAUUGCUGCAACCAAAUUCAUUAAAUAAUUUGGGGUGUAGGUGAGUGAGGGCUCAAACCAAUAUAUAUUUUCAUGUGCAGAGGAUGCAGUUUUCCCACUUGUCAGAUCAAUUCCCUGUUGUAACGAGGGGAUUAACCAGCUGAGAGAUCAGAUUGCUUGAGAUAUGCAGGUUUAGCUAAUGAGGAGGGGGAAGAUCAUGUUCAGAAUACAUAAAAAUAAUUCCAAGGGUCUGAGAUGUGCAAAAGCCAAGAAGUUUGAAAGGAAGGCUCAAAACUCAUCCCGUGACAGUUGGUCUGUAGGUUUUGCUGCAAUAUAGGUGCAGGAAGUUAAUAGGCCAGAUAUUUCAACAUAUAAAAUAUAUUCUGCUAUAUCUGUGUGCAGCUGGAAGGUCAACAGUAAAGACAUUUGCAUUGUAUUUGAAACAAUCACAAAAGCAGCUGAUCAGUAAAUUAAGCCAAGUAUCAAAUUAAAGCACGUGGUUCAUUCUUGCUCUCCCUAAGAUGAAAAUUCAAGUAUUCUUAGAAGGCAGAAAUUCUUCUUAGAGAUAGACAUUCUCUGUUCUGCAGUUCCUCUCAGAAUGCAAGCAUCUGUUUUCAAGAGAAGAAAUAAAACUUGGCACUUGACUGGCUCUGAAGUACAAUCUUAUCUCCGAGUAACUACAAAUACUGUUUCCUACAAUCAGUCUUUCAAUCAGACUUCUCUGGCUUUUGUUCACUCCCAUUAGGCCCUUAGUGCUAUUUUGGUGUAUUAUUUAUAUGUGGGUAAAUUAUUACUAGCUUUAAAAGUGUUUCCAAAGUACCUAGUUACCUCUGGAUGCUAGUACAGGAUCUACAGGGAGUAUUUGAGCAUCUAGUUCAUAAAGGAGGCGUGUGGGGAAUAAACAAGGUCACAUCUGUAUCCUACUUUCUUUUGCCUUGAUUAGGGCUUCCAUUUCCUUCUCGCCUCCUCUAGAGAGAUGGAGAUCAUGGGUCAUUUUCUUGCUGUGGGGGAAAGACUUUAGCUUGAGAUGAUUUUAUUUUCAUUGAGUAGGCAUGGCAUCAAAAUCCUUUGUGUGUUACUGCACUUCCCGUUGAGUUUUUAGCUUUUUACUACUUCACUAAAAUUUACUAUUUAAGCAGACUUUCUAUACUUGGGAAGCUAUGUGCCUUAUUUCCUAAUCUCUUUGUGGAGAAUAAUCUAAAGCACAGUGAUCUCGACUGCAGCAUUCACGUUUUCCUUUGGGUGGGGGGAGGAAAGCCCUGGUGGAGGAGCAUUUCAGUGGCCCUCCGGGAGUUGCCCUUUGGCCAACGAGCACUUCAAACACUGUGCAUGAAACCUUUGUGCAAUAGAAAUCCUCGUUCUGCGUUCGGAGGUUCGUGUCCCAGCUGCCAGAUGCGGGUGAGCGUGAGCUCUAGUUUAGGAGAAUUCAGGUUCCUGGGGAAAAAAAAUAAAAUAGAAAUUAGGCAUCCCUCUGGGUUGGCCCCAGCAGCACGGCGGGGUCUUGGGUGGGAAAGUCCAGCGUUGCCCAGCACUGCUGAUGCUGGUGAGGCUCAGUCUCACCCGUUGUACUCGUAGAUCUGUCAGCGUUCACCAAACACUCGUGGACUUCAGCCAUUGCUAACUGGUACCGUGUCCUUCUGUGCCAUCAGUCAUAUAUUCUGUCUUCAUUUCCAUGCCCAGAGCUGCAUUGUCUCGGGAUGUGGAAGCACUGUAAAGUCAUUCCAGUCUCAAUUUGGCUUUGUGAAGAACAGGCUUCCACCCACCAGCACCCUCAGCCCUUAACCGCCGCUUGUAUGUUAGUUCUCAAGCUUGCUCUCUCUACAGCAUCAUAAGGUGAAAGAUAGAAAGGUGGUUUGUAAUUAGGAAAACAAUCUAAUAUUUCCUAUUUAUGAGAUUAAUUUUAACAGGUUCUCUUUUUUUUUUUUUUUUUGUGAGGUUUGUUUUUGUUUGAUAUAAACACAACAGGAGUAUACAUAUCCCCUGAGGGGCCGUUGGAGACCAAGUGUGGGCUGUCCUGGCGGUGUUGGCUCGUCAUAGUAUCCAUAUCAUUGUGCCCCUGUUGUGUUUUCUAGAGCAAUCAUUAUUUUCUUUUUUUAAGGAGAAAAAAAAAAAAAAAAAAGUAUUUUUAUCUAAAAGCCUAAUAAAUAAUAUUAUUUAAAUAGUUGUAAAAUAAUUUAGGACUGAGAAUAAGCAGCCUCAGUUGUUGUGAGGGAAGAGACUUAAAAUAUACAGAGAGAGAAAAUACCCUGAGCCUCCUAGAGCCUCUACUGAGAAUUUCAUGAAGAUUCAGUGCCCCUUUGUCAAAGUACAUUGCAGUUUACUCAAGAGUGUUAAUUUAAAAUGAGAGACUGGUUUCCUGUGAUGUUCAUCUUUGUUGGCAUAUGUUUGAAUUUCUAAAUUCAGAGCUGAUUCUCUUCUCGUUCAGCGUUGGUCAAGGAAAAAAACCAAACAAACAAAGGAAAAAAGAAACAAGGAAAUACACGUUGUGAAUUGAUCCGUGACACGGAGGAGCUGUUUGGUUUUCUUGCAGUGUGGAAACACGUUCAGACAGGCUUUCCCUGGCUAGGUAACCCUUUAUGAGCAUGUGAGAGAAAAGCUGUAAAAGCCCAAUUGAAAAUCUUUGAGCUAGAAAUGGCCCCUGCUCUGGGCAGGGAAGGGUGUCUGCACCAGGGAUGAUGCCAAGGGCCUCCGGUCAGCUCAGAACCAGUCUUCCCCCAGUAAAACCCGACAGGGGACAAAGGUGGAAGGUGCUGAGCUAGUUACAGGGCACAUCACCACUUCUGUGGAUUUGGAAGCAAAUUUGCACUUUGCCUUUCGAGGGUGUCCCACUAAAAACCAUCAGAUGAAUUUCCCACGCGAGGUUCUUUCCUUCUGGCACAGGCCGGAAGGAAAAAAAGAAUCAUUUUUUUUUUUUAAAAAAAAAAAAAGAGAAAAAGCCCUCUGUGAAACAAAAAAGGUUGUUCCUCUCAGAAUACUCUAUGCAUUUCUGUGCUGAAAAGCAUUUCCUACCAUUCCCUUAUCCAAACGUGACCCACUCGCUGGAAACGCUGCGAGAACGUACAAAUUCGGACCUUAAUUCCAAAGCAGAUGGAGGCUGGCUGAGGGGGGAGGGGGUGAUAUUCUUGUUUGUGUGUUUGGUUUUGUUGGAAUAGUUUCCCUCGUAUCCCUUUUCAUUUUAUUAUUGUUUUUUUCUUUUUUAAUUAAAAAAAAAAAUUAACUCUUUGCAUUUGUGCAAUAACUACUUGCCAUGAUAAUGGGCAGACCUUUGAAAUGCCCCGACUACUAACACAGCACAAGAUGAACUCAAACAGAAAGUGGUGGACUUUUUCCUGAGAACUUUUUUUUUUGUUUUGUUUAAAUGAUAAGCUCAGUUUUUACCCCAGUGUAUUGUGGUGUCUUACAUUUUUAGCAGUAUUUUGUAUUUUAUUUUUUUUUUUUCUGUAACGCACUAAGUCUUAGAUGUUUUUAGAGCUUGUUUGUUAUAUUCACAAUCACAGAUUUAAAAGCAAAACGACAAAAAAAAAAAAAAAGGCAAAAAAAGAAAAAUCCUCACAAAGACCCAAUCGACCAAAAAAAAAAAAAAAGUGUCCAUUUUUUGUUGUUGUUUUUUUGGGGGGGUUUUGUUGUUGUUGUGUUUUGUUUUUUUUUUUGUACAAGUAGCUUUGAGAAGCCCACAUUGUGUUGCUGUGACUCAUCUUUUUGUAACAUUUUCUUUCUUGGUAUUUGUUUAAACAUAAAAAAGUUAAGAGUUUAUAUGGCUGGCAGUAGCAGGGCAGUGCUCCCUCCGUCAGCAGAAUGGCAUUGUUUCUUCUGUCUUUGUUUGGUUAGCCAUAUAAUGUUUGUUCUCAGCACUGUACAACGGUCCCUAUAUGAUAUGGAGAAGCAAUAUCACUGUAUGAAACUCACACGAUGUAUUAUUAUUAUUAUUAUUCACUAGCACCCUAGGUGUGAUAAUUGAAGUAAAUAUCUUUUAUACAAACACAA
Molecule: messenger RNA, 15927 nt
Organism: Apus apus (common swift)
Lineage: Eukaryota; Metazoa; Chordata; Aves; Apodiformes; Apodidae
Gene: CUX1
Product: cut like homeobox 1
Exons: 25
Coding region: 74-4750 (1558 amino acids)
Biological process (GO): regulation of DNA-templated transcription; intra-Golgi vesicle-mediated transport
Cellular component (GO): Golgi membrane
Molecular function (GO): DNA-binding transcription factor activity, RNA polymerase II-specific; DNA binding
Source: RefSeq, a predicted model, not a curated record